Molecule: messenger RNA, 438 nt
Organism: Lodderomyces pseudojiufengensis
Lineage: Eukaryota; Fungi; Ascomycota; Pichiomycetes; Serinales; Debaryomycetaceae
Exons: 2
Coding region: 1-438 (145 amino acids)
Source: RefSeq, a predicted model, not a curated record
AUGAUAUCUAGAAUGUAUGAUAUCAUUAUCACAAAUUGUGAAACCGAAAAUCGGAACAAUAAUAAUAUAGAAGACUUGAAGUCAUUAAAAGUGUUAGAUUUUUCAGACAAUGUUUGGUUAGAUUAUGAUUCUGAAGAGGUGGGCCCUGAUCCGCUUGACAUUUUAUCUGGCACAUGUUUCGAAACACCUGAAUUACAAAGCUUAAUCUUAAAAUGUCCAGGGCCACCAGAUUGCGAUUAUUAUGUGGAACCGUUAAAACCAUCAUUUAAUUGUGGAAAUUUGACCAAAAUAGAACUUAUAAAUUUAAAUAUAGAGUACUUGGAGCUUUAUUAUUUCCCCAAUUCAUUGGAAGAAAUGGUUGUUAGGGAUUUGAAAUUAAGAGGAAUUUCUUACAGUAUUUACGAUUUUCGCAAUUUUUCCAAUUUAAAUAAUUUGUAG